Messenger RNA from Trichoderma aggressivum f. europaeum, 1035 nucleotides. RefSeq lists its product as uncharacterized. The record is from RefSeq and is a predicted model, not a curated record. NCBI's taxonomy places the organism in Eukaryota, Fungi, Ascomycota, Sordariomycetes, Hypocreales, Hypocreaceae. The transcript is spliced from 2 exons. Bases 1 to 1035 code for a protein of 344 amino acids.
AUGAUGGCCUCGCCUUUGAAGAAGCAACCGCAGGAUGUAGCCGACUGCGUCUUGAAGCGUGCAGAAGUCAGCAAGAUUGCCCGCCGACUCCAGAACCGCCUCGCACUUGCGCAGUUCAAGACCAAGCAUGGCUGGGAAGACCUCACGCUCGACCUCCUCGAACCCAAGGUGGAAGAAGUCCGACGCAAGCGUCUCUACGAGGGCGAUGUUCUCUCCGACUCUUCGUCCAGUGCAUCCGACCUGCCGUACCCGACCAAGACGCUCAUGAGCUCUCCCCUCAAGGCACCCUUGUUCUCCGAUGCCGUCGGUUCCAGCAAUGGCAGCUCCGGGCAUCGCAAACGCACCUACUUUGCCUCGUUUGACAACAACGCCUCGAGCCCUACCAAGCGCUUCCGCGGCUCCCCGACAACGCACAAGUCAUUUGGCGGGCACACCCUGUGGAAGGAUGGACACCAGCUCACGCAUUCGUCCCCCAUGAAGCCCCGGCGGCAGCAGCACUUUACCACCUCGGCCGGGCCGGACGUCUCUUUCUUCCAGCAGCGGCGAAUGACCAGCGAGCUGAAUGCUCACCCGAAUUUCACCGCCCCGGACGAGGACGAUGACGAUCUUUUGCCCGCACACUCGUUUGCCGCAAACAUUCGGUCUUCUCCGCCUCGCACGCCGCCGAUGCAGUCCCGGACCUUGCGAAAGAGGGGAGGCGGCGCCGAGGGUGGCCAGGAGGGAGCGGAUCUUCUGCUGUACCUGGCAGCAUCGCCGUCGCCAGCGGUCAAGCCAAACAGGUCUCGGAUGGAGCGGCCGUCGACACCGCCGCCCAAGAACAGCAAGCUGGAUUUGCCCUCGGCCAUGAUGACCACGCCUGGAGGAGGCAAUCCUUUCCCCAACACCCCCGGACAAGGCUUCGACUUUGCCGACUUUGUCAACAUUACCCCAAGCCCAGCUCAAAAAGUCUGGAAGACACCCAACCCCCUCACCGGCGCUCGCACUCCCCGCAGCGUGGCCAGGAAGCGCCUUACGUUUGAUGAGCCUCGACCCUGA